Messenger RNA from Homarus americanus (American lobster), 1075 nucleotides. Its product is annotated as acyl-CoA-binding domain-containing protein 6-like. Gene Ontology annotation, molecular function: fatty-acyl-CoA binding; protein binding. The record is from RefSeq and is a predicted model, not a curated record. NCBI's taxonomy places the organism in Eukaryota, Metazoa, Arthropoda, Malacostraca, Decapoda, Nephropidae. The coding region runs from base 143 to 871 and encodes 242 amino acids. The transcript has a single exon.
AUAUUUUGGAUGUACAGCCAACAAGCAAAUAGCUAAUAAGGCUCUUUGUAGAUGACAGUGUAUCAAUAUGUAAUAGUUGAAACUGUAGUACUUGUUUUUAGAUUAUUUUAGGAAGAUAUCAGUGUUAUUCAUUCUGAGCACUAUGGAUGAUCUAGAAGACUAUUCUCCAGGUUUAGGGGAAUUGGAUGCAAUGUUCAAUAAAGCUGCAGCUCACCUUCAGUCUCUUGCUGGUACUCUUGCUCAAGAUAAGCUUCUCUUCUUUUAUGCUCGAUAUAAGCAGGCAAAUGAAGGAUCCUGCAAUACCCCAAAGCCUGGCUUUUUUGAUUUUAAAGGCAAGCAAAAAUGGGAGGCAUGGAAAAGUCUUGGAGACUUAAGCAAGGAGGAGGCCAUGAGGGAGUAUAUUAAUGCCAUUAUUGAUAUUGAUCCAGACUGGGAACUUAAGGUUGAAUGUGAGGGUGGUCCAAGGACUAGCUGGGUGAGAGUUAGCAGCCUCCAGCCACAAAAAGAAGAUAAUACUAAAGAGGAGGACAAAAACUCCUUUGAUUGGGUAAAGGAAAAUAAUGUUCAUAAAAUUAAAAGUCUCAAUCCUAAAGCCAUAUCAGAGAAAGAUGAGAAUGGGAUGACACUCCUGCACUGGGCAGCAGACAGAGGACACACACAAAUUGUCCAUUGUCUUUUAGAAAAAAAGAUAAACAUUAAUACACAGGAUGCAGAAGGCCAGACUGCUCUUCACUAUGCAGUUUCCUGUGGUCAUAUAGAGAUCAUCCAACUUCUCUUGGAUCAUGGAGCUGAUUCCACCAUCCAGGACUCUGAUGGACUAAAGGCUGAAGAAUGUGCUGAAGAUGAAACUGUCAAGAUUUUGUUUAAAUAAUUGUAAUUACUUGUAAUUUAGUUAUAUAGUAUUAAGCAAAAUUGACAGUUCAGUGUUGUGUUAUAUAUCAAUGCAGUGUAUUUUGAUUUUAGAAUUAUGUUCAAUAUAACUAAAAAGAUAAUCCAGUAACAUUUUAAAAUUUAUACUUACAUCAUUACUGUAAAUACAAACUUGCAUCUUUACAAAAUUAAACUUAGUAAAGCU